This is a messenger RNA of Nomia melanderi (Alkali bee), 486 nucleotides long. NCBI's taxonomy places the organism in Eukaryota, Metazoa, Arthropoda, Insecta, Hymenoptera, Halictidae. The record is from RefSeq and is a predicted model, not a curated record.
AUGAUCGGUGGCGGCGUCGCGACCCCUCCUGGUACUGCCAAGUCGGCGGCUGCGAUCGACAGCGAAAUGGUGCAGGUCGACGGCAUUGGCAGUGGUAGUGUCAGUGGCAGUGCUAGUGGUAGUGGUAGCCCUGCGACAGGCGCGACUACUACGCGUCUGACCGCCGCCGGCAACAACGCCGCCGGCACCAACAACAACAACAACAACAAUGGGGACGUUGCGAACAAUAACAAUAACAAUAACAACAACGAUGUACACCCGGUGGUGAACAGCGCCACGGCCGCGGCCACCGAUAAGUUCUGCUGUCACGACGACGACGCGCCGGUCAGCACCGGCGUCACGCGACCUUGGGAACCACCCUCGCCGACCUUCUCGCAGACGAGGUCGCAUCUGCUGCAGGUCCAUCCGCCGCAUCCCCAUCAGCAUCCGGCCGCUCAUCAUCAUCAGCAGAUGACCGUACCGCCAGUGUCUCUGAUCGACGGUUAG